Messenger RNA from Parastagonospora nodorum SN15, 132 nucleotides. RefSeq lists its product as hypothetical. The transcript is spliced from 2 exons. The record is from RefSeq and is a predicted model, not a curated record. The coding region runs from base 1 to 132 and encodes 43 amino acids. NCBI's taxonomy places the organism in Eukaryota, Fungi, Ascomycota, Dothideomycetes, Pleosporales, Phaeosphaeriaceae.
AUGAACCCCUGUCCGUUGGGUAAAGGCGGAAACUUUCCGUUCUCCGCGUUCAUCCUUCUUCCGCCAGAAGCCGUCAUCACCGACCGAGAUGUAACAUCGUUCCAAAGAACUUCUGCUAUUGAAUCUCACUAA